AUGCGGCCACUAUCUAUGGGAAUCUAUACGCCUUUACCAUGUUUCUUCCACGACAAUGAAGAUAUUGUCAUUGCGAAUGCCGGAACUAUCCCAGUAGUGUCUGGGUCUAUGGGCGAGGCUAUCCAUUUGAGCCGCGAAGAGAAGAAGACCAUUAUACGACUUGCUCGUGUCGCUUUAGAUGAGAUAAGUCUGCAUGGCAUUCCAAUUGUUGCAGGUGCUGGAGGAGCUAGUACCCGUGAAUCUAUUCAACUUUGCAAAGAUGCUGCAGAAGCUGGCGCAGAUUAUGUGAUGGUUAUACCCCCAGGGUACUAUGCCGGAGCCCUGUUAGCGGAUACCACCGCGAUCAAGAAGUUUUUCGUGGAUAUCGCAGAGGCCUCGCCCUUGCCAGUUAUCAUAUACAAUUUCCCUGCCGUGUCGGGAGGAAUUGACAUGGAUAGCGAUCUGAUAGUGCAGAUAAUCAAGUCUUCCGCCAAUGUUUGCGGCGUGAAGCUGACAUGCGCCAAUGUGGGCAAGUUGACUCGGAUAAUGGCUCAAAUUUCGAAACCAGAGUUUCAAAGCGCUUUCCCCCGGUCGUCAGUGUCCCCCUUUCGGGCAAUCGAUGGCUUUAUUGACUUCUUGCUACCAUCUAUUUCGGUUGGAUCAGCGGGCGCGAUUAGUGGCUUGCCAAACAUAGCACCGAAAUCCUGCGUGAAACUGUGGGCUUUGUGUCAAGAUAGCGAGUCCAGCAAAAAAGCAGCUGAGUUACAGAACUUGAUUGCUCUUGCAGACGGAGUGGCACUAAAGAUAGGAGUGACAUCUGCUUCGGUCCUGAAUGGUCGUUUGUACAAGUCUCGAAAAUGCCGGCCUUGCGACGCUUGUCGCAGACGUAAAGUCACCUGCGACAUGCCCAAUGGACCGCCAUGUUAUCGAUGUACUGGCAAAGAUCAACAAUGCACGUUUGAAGAGGGCCCGGGACCUCGAAAGAGGGCUAGACUAUGUGAGCAAACCGAAACACUUGAGACUUGCGAAUACCCUGACGGGUGGUUGGAUCUCUUGAAUGAGAGCCAACCAAGCAAUGGGCAAAGCAAUGAAGCCUUAUCGCCAGGGGAAGGCCUUCUGGGCGUCAUUCCAGAGUUGGAACAAGGAAGCCCACAGACAAGCCACUCGUCUCUCAGUCAGGAUGGCUCGGCAAGGCUCGACUCGCACAACAGCGUCUCAUUCAGUCCGGGAAGAUCUCCACCGAGUCAAAAACGACGCGCAUUCAGUGACUCGCCUGAUCAAAUAGAUUCCCUUGAAUAUAUUCCAGGGGCAUUCAGUUUCUAUAUUGGGCCAACCGGAGUGUCUGAUAUCCAAAUCCUAAGCCAUCAACCCUACAACGACCAGAAUAUCUCAAUACCAAAAGUGAAUGGGUUGAAAUAUCGAAUUAUGGACAAGUCAUGUCAGAAACAGAGGAAAACAGUCGAUUUCUCACCCCCUACUGUUUUUGGUAUCACCGACCACUCUCUCCUAGAGAAAGCGGAGCCAAAAUUUGAUCCACGACUUACGGAUAAUGCAUGGCCUCGCCUAUGGGCUAUGAUGAAUCCCACUGAAGCGUGGCAUCUCAUCAAGCUGUAUUCGCGCUACGUCGACCCUGAGCAAUUAUAUCGUCUUUGCUGGCUUUGCAUAUCACAAGACCUUCACGCACCUUCUCUCGCAACACUUCAAGCCUGUCUUCUCCUUCAGCAGCGACUCCCAACAAACAUGUAUCUCUCAGAUACCGCUUUUGCAUGGUCACUCAUGUCAACCUCCCUGGCCAUUGCUCAAACCGUCGGGCUUCACAGAGAUGCAGGAUCAUGGAUCUCUAUUCCGCCCUGGGAGAAAAGGCUUCGGCGUCGACUCUGGUGGGGUCUUUAUGUCAUGGAAAAGUGGGUCGCCCUGGUACGAGGAAUGCCUAGCCACCUGGGUGAUGAUGAUUACGAUGUAUCUAUGCUCAAGCCCAAAGAUAUACAGGAUACAUUGUCAGACUCGCCGGAUACACAGAGUCAUAUAAAUCAUCUAUCGACGUUAUCCACAAUACUAUCGGAUAUCCAAAGAUCCUUCUAUUCGGUGAAAGCGAUCGGAAAGACAUCCAAUGACCUGCAAUACUCCUUGGACUUAGCACGGCCGAUGCGCGUGAGGCUUAAAGAUUGGCGGGAUAAUCUGCCAGAAAAUUUGAGUCCAACCUCUAAUGCUGUUUCUGGCGAGGACCUCGAUGGGAAUGGAUCACUCUAUCUUUCAUACAUCGUCACGCAUGUGGCUCUCCUUCGCGCUUUGUUACGACCUUUGGAUCAAUGGCCGGCACUUAUCAAGAUGACCCAAGAGGAGCCGAAGGCAAUCUACGAGGGCGCUAAAGCAGUUGUUAAAGGGGCGUUGUUAUGCGUGAAAGAAUUUGUUGAGUUCGUCGAAAAGCUUACGGGAGCACAGUGGAAUGCAUUCUGGCAUAGUUGGAGUCGACCUAAUUUCGCCAUCGCUGGCUCCUUCAUGGUGCAUCUUCUACAAGUCGUUUCACCCCCCAACCAGGCUGAGGGUGAACCAAGGCCUGACUUUCCAGGAUACUCAUUCGACGCAGAGCAUAUCGAACUUCAAAACUGGAUUCGGAGAUGGCGCUGGGCAACUCGCAUCUCGGCAAAUGGAGCGGCGGGGGUGAAAGGCUUGACAAACCUCGGAUUCAUCAAGGUAGAGACUCUAAUGGGGAACGGGGCAGUGUAA
Messenger RNA from Penicillium pulvis, 2706 nucleotides. Its product is annotated as Aldolase-type TIM barrel. Gene Ontology annotation, biological process: DNA-templated transcription. NCBI's taxonomy places the organism in Eukaryota, Fungi, Ascomycota, Eurotiomycetes, Eurotiales, Aspergillaceae. The record is from RefSeq and is a predicted model, not a curated record. The transcript has 9 exons. The coding region runs from base 1 to 2706 and encodes 901 amino acids. Gene Ontology annotation, molecular function: DNA binding; DNA-binding transcription factor activity, RNA polymerase II-specific; lyase activity. Gene Ontology annotation, cellular component: nucleus.